Messenger RNA from Dibothriocephalus latus, 189 nucleotides. Lineage: Eukaryota; Metazoa; Platyhelminthes; Cestoda; Diphyllobothriidea; Diphyllobothriidae. The record is from the annotation of a GenBank genome assembly.
GUUGGAAGCCUUCUCGUGUUGACUCUUCUCAUCUUGCUGAUCAUCUUCGCCAAGAAUUUCACAUUCAAACGCGGCGACUACGAGACUCGAGAGGCCAAGGGAGCAAAGAAUGUGGAGACUGUCGAUCAGGGCAUCGCGUCAACCCAAACCGGCCAGCCAGACAUUCGGAGUAAGGAGUGGUACCUGUAG